Babesia ovata is the source of this 471-nucleotide messenger RNA. RefSeq names its product esterase FE4-like isoform 2, putative. The transcript has 5 exons. The record is from RefSeq and is a predicted model, not a curated record. The coding region runs from base 1 to 471 and encodes 156 amino acids. Lineage: Eukaryota; Apicomplexa; Aconoidasida; Piroplasmida; Babesiidae.
AUGAAGCCGAAAAUGCGUCCUUCUGAGGGAAUUGUAACUCUCUACCCAAUAAAGAGCACGGGUUUUGAACUUAUUAAAGAUGUACCUCUCGUUGAGGAUAAAGAACUACUGAAUCGGUAUGGAAUACCGAUGCCUCCACGGUCGCUCCAUGUCUCUUUGAACGGCGUACAGGACACAUACACUCUUGUUAAGCAUGUCUUAAGAAGAUAUGAAAAGGUUCUUGUAGACACCGUUGAACGAGCAACAAAUGUUAAGUUCGACAAACGAAAGACUAUGCUAAUCAAGCUUAGUGAGUUAACAUGGAAAACGUGUGAUCGCCGGAUACUCAAAUCGGUAUUCAAAACUCUAUAUCCCUUCACGGGGCGUAGCUCACUGUUGACGGAGAAAAAGGAGACCCCACGCUGUUCGAACAAAACCGUGACAAUCUCCACGUCUAUCAACUAUUAUGGCAAGAGCACUGUUCAGCGAUGA